This is a messenger RNA of Erythranthe guttata (spotted monkey flower), 1254 nucleotides long. RefSeq lists its product as uncharacterized. Lineage: Eukaryota; Viridiplantae; Streptophyta; Magnoliopsida; Lamiales; Phrymaceae. The record is from RefSeq and is a predicted model, not a curated record.
CACGCGUUGCGUCUGUUCAAGUUCCACUACCCUGUCUGAAAACUGAAGAUAGAGAGAGAGAGAGAAAAUGGAGAAGAAGAGAGGUAGACCACCGAAAGUGAAGGAGGGCAGACCGAUAAAAGUCAGACAAGUUAAUAAUGAUGAAGAAGAUCAGUUACAAUUACAAAGCAGCCGCAAGAAUGGUGAAACACUGACCUACGGCGGCGCGUCUUCUUCACCGGGUUACCAAACUCGAUAUUCGAAGGCACUUGCAGAAAAAGAAGCAAAUCCUUCUCAAAAUCCCACUUUAUUGCUGGUGAAGCAAAUUCUCUUUCAUGAGAACGGGUUCGGAGCGAAAAGACCCGAUCCAGUCAGCAACGACGUCCCGGAGGAAGCCCCGUUGUUUAUUUCGGAAUCUCCGGUUCGAGCUGAUGAGGAGUUCCGUUCUCAACAAGAGAAUAUUUGUUCCGACAGAACUACAAAUGUUAAUGUACUCGAUUUGAAGAAAUUUACUUUAGAUCUCCUUGCCCAAACUGAUGAAGAACCCGAACUCAAUGCUAAUAAUGCAGUCUCGAAUAUCUUUGUGGAUAAUAAUAAUAAUAAUAAUCCCGAAAAAAAUCAAUUUGUCGAUUUCGACGAGUACAAAGUGAAGGAGGACAUGAUCCCACUUCUAAAAGCUAUUUUCGCUAAAUACGGCGACAUUGUCAAAGAAAGCACUUUUUCGAAAGAAUCACGCAAUUGCCUCUUGGAGCUGGUUUGCACCAUUUACGAGAGGCUAAAAGCUUCGAAGCUAAUGCAGCUAAAGCCAUUGGAGAUGGAAUCUAUUUCAGGUCAAAUUGGAGAUCUCGAGAUUGUGAAGGUGAAAGUCGGGUGGCUUCGUAAAAGGCUCGACUUGAUAGUCAAGGCAAGGGAGCUUUGUGAGGGUGCUUCGAGUCUUGAAGAAGCUGAAUCGAGAGUCAUGUUGGCUGUUGAAGAAAAGCUGAAAGCCGUGGAAAGUUUCGAGAAAAAGGUGGCAGCUGACGUGGCGGGUGUCGAGAAUUUGCAGAGGAGGAUACGGUAUGGGAAGGAUGAGGUGGCGGUGCUCGAUAAGAUUAUCGACUUGUUCGAUGGGUCUUUGGUUGAUGGAAUUGUUUAGUAGUAGUGUUGUUAACUCUUUCGACUUCUUUUGGUUUAGAAUUUUGAAGUCGAUGAGAAGAUUAGCAGUGUAGAAAUAUAAUUUAGUGCAAGUUUUCGGGAGAUGCGUACUUUUGGUAUUAAUGCACUCGGUAUUUAUUU